AAACCGUACACAGUGCACCCAAUGAUUCCAUUGGCUUAGCCAUAUUUCAUCACCAAAAAGGAAUCUUCACUUUACUACAAAUAUAAAGAUUCACUCAUUCAUUUGUUUGGAUUUGGAGAAAAACAAUCCAAAGAGUAAGUUAUGGCGGCGUGGAAUUCAAUUCCUCUGGAAGUUCUGUACAAUACUUUAGGAUGGAUUGCUUUUUUCUCUUGGUCCAUUAGUUUUUACCCUCAAGUCAUCUUGAAUUUCCGACGCAAAAGUGUGGUGGGAUUGAAUUUCGAUUUCGUGGUAUUGAAUUUGACCAAGCACUCAUCGUAUCUCAUUUAUAAUGCUUCCAUGUUCUUUAGUUCUGCUGUUCAGAUGCAGUAUCGUCAGAAAUAUGGCUAUAAUGAGAUGAUACCUGUGGCUGCCAAUGAUGUUGCUUUCUCAGUCCAUGCUGUUCUAUUGACAGCAUUUACCCUGUUUCAGAUUGCUAUUUAUGAUCGUGGAAACCAGAAGGUUGCAAAGACUUCUAUAGCGAUCGUGUCUGUUGCUUGGUUAACUGUUGCAGUUUGUGUGUUCGUAGCUCUCCCCAGCCAUUCUUGGCUUUGGCUGGUCUCUUGCUUCAACACGUUGCAGGUUGUUAUGACAGUGAUUAAAUACAUUCCUCAGGCUAUUAUGAACUUUCAGCGGAAGAGUACUAUUGGAUUUAGUAUUGGCAACAUUUUGCUGGACUUGCUUGGAGGUUUGACGAAUUAUGGACAGAUGGCAGUGCAAUCCAUAGAUCAAAAUUCCUGGGUGAACUUUUAUGGAAACAUAGGCAAGACUUUAUUAUCACUGAUAUCAAUAUUCUUUGACAUUCUCUUCAUUUUGCAACAUUAUGUGCUCUAUCCUGCUUGGAAGACUGCAACUUCUCGAGAUGUUGAUGUGAUAGGCAAGAAACCAUUGCUUAAAUCUUCCGAUCAUGAAAACAAAGAAGAUGUAUAAUGCAUCAUUCAUAUGAAAAUGUCUCCACUGUAAAAUAGAAAAUAUAUAUUUUAAUCAUGCAUACAGUUACACUGAAAUAGAUGAGCCUAAAUGGAGCGGCAUGGACAAUGAAUUCAUAUAGCCGACCCCAACUUGCUGGUGUUGAGGCAUAUGUAUUGUUGUACACUAGUUAUGAAGUAAAGAAACUUCUUAAGAGAAAAGAAACUGCUUCAGUAACUUUCCUCUUUUGUGAAUAUGUAAGCAUGAAGAAACAAUGUUGGUGACAUGCCUUGCAUGUGUUCUUUGGCUUUUA
Molecule: messenger RNA, 1258 nt
Organism: Nicotiana tabacum (common tobacco)
Lineage: Eukaryota; Viridiplantae; Streptophyta; Magnoliopsida; Solanales; Solanaceae
Product: cystinosin homolog
Biological process (GO): L-cystine transport
Cellular component (GO): vacuolar membrane
Molecular function (GO): L-cystine transmembrane transporter activity
Source: RefSeq, a predicted model, not a curated record